Molecule: messenger RNA, 1051 nt
Organism: Symbiodinium natans
Lineage: Eukaryota; Dinophyceae; Suessiales; Symbiodiniaceae
Source: the annotation of a GenBank genome assembly
AUGCCUCUGCACUGCUUUGCCUUUGCCGCGAUUCCUACGGGCACGGUUUGCGGAGAUGGUUACAUCCUGGAGCCUGAGCGAGACACCCCUGACUACGUUCGAGGGUGCAUUCCCAUCCCGGAGAAUCUGAAGACCGCGGUGGACGGCACCGAGUUGAAGGCAGGAGCCACGACUUGGCCCUCUGAUUGCCCACGAUUUGACAUCACCCUUGGCUGCAUUCCCGUGGUGCUGCCCCAGUCCUGUGUGUGGAGCUGGCUCUCGCAGAACUGCGAUGCGCUGGAUGACGGCAGUGGCGCAGGCCCCCCUGGCAAAAUUUACUACGAUGCCUGCAGCGCCGGGCCGGAUAUCCAAUGCCAGACAUGGGACAUGUUUGGCAAGGCGCAUCCGUCGUACAACUGCGAAGCCACGGAGAAGUGCCCUGACCCGUUCGAUUGCAUCUCCAUGUCUGGCGCAUUGACGAUGAUGGUUUCCAACAUCGACAAAGUGGCAGACAACGGCGAGUUGUUCGUGAACGGCCUGAAGAAUGGCAUCCAGUCGGUGGCCCCGGGUGUUGAGGAGUUCAACAUAUAUCUCACCGACGACCAACAGAUCUUGCCCUCUUCAUUCGGCGGCGGUUGGCGACGGCUUGCUGCUUCGCUUGGAGACUUCUUCGUGGUGAAUUACAAGAUCUUGUCGCUGCCCUACACCGUCUUCCCUGGUGUGGUCCUGAACUCAUCGGCCGCCAUCCUCUCCGCGGCCAACGCCUUCUUUGAGAACUCCACGAACUCCACGAACUCGAGCAAUGCCACUGCGAAUGCUUCUGCCCCAUUCUCGAUCCUUUCGAUGGAGUUUGUCAACAACACCGUGGCAACUCUCGACGAGAUACAGGGAACUGGGGAUGGCGGCGAUGGUCCGGAUGGUGGUGACUUCGGUGACGACGGCGGCUUCGGUGACGGCGACUUCGGUGACGGCGGCUUCGGUGACGGCCCCGAUGGCGGUGAUGGUUUUGAUGGAGGUGAUGGCCCCGACGGCGACGGUACGCCGCCGGGCGACGAUGACGGUUCGGAUCCAG